AGAAGGAGGCACGAGACUAUCACGAGUUUGUAACGUCGAGGAAUUUGGGGCCUUCUCGGCCGCCGUUGGUCUCAAUAUGGCUGCCCCCAGGGGCGCGCUAACGAGAGAGCGCGGACCGUAUUUAAUCCCCAUCGCAUGGAUCGUAGCGCAGAAUUCCGGAGAUGGAAGGCGCAGUGUUUGAGCAAAGCGGACCUCAGCCGGAAGGGCAGUUUGGACGAGGACGUGGUAGAGCUUGUGCAGCUCCUGAACGAGCGGGAACAGUUUUUCACCACUAGUUCCUGCUCUGGCCGCAUCGUGCUCCUAGAUGGGGGCACAAAUGGUUUUGAGAUUCAGAAACAAAACUGUUGCUGGCUACUAGUUACACACAAACCGUGUGUAAAAGAUGAUGUGAUUGAAGCUCUGAAGAAAGUGAAUGGAGAUGCCAUUUUGAAAUUUGAACCGUUUGUUCUUCAUGUGCAGUGUCAAACGUUGCAGGAUGCUCAGAUGCUGCAUACUGUGGCAGUGGAUUCUGGUUUCCGGAAUUCUGGCAUAACAGUAGGAAAGAAAGGAAAGACUAUGUUGGCUGUCCGGAGCACACAUGGCUUAGAAGUUCCAUUAAGCCAAAAGGGAAAACUGAUGGUAUCUGAGGAAUACAUCGCCUUUGUGUUAAAUUUAGCAAAUCAGAAAAUGGAAGAAAAUAAGAAGAGAAUUGAAAGAUUUUAUACCUGCCUACAAAAUGCUUUGAAAAGAGAAGCCAGUAGUAGCUCACAUAUCAAAGUGAAAAGCAAAGAGAAAAAUAACUCCUUAUAUACACAUAAGAAAAAAAGGAAACCAGAAAAAGCAUGUGACAAAUGUAUUGCUGAAGAAAAUGAAAAUGAUCUUGAAAAUGAUGAGGAUGAUCCUGGACUCAGUGUUAAAAUCUUCCCUGAAGAUUACUAACAUUUGAUUCUCAAGAAGUGUCCUGGUAUCCUGGUAGAAUGUUUCUAAUGAGUAUUAUAAAACUGCUCUUUAUAAGAGUACUUUAGUUGUUGAAUAUAUCAAUCAGAAAAAUGAUAUUUUCUCUAUAUUUUAGAGGAACUGUUCUUAUUAAUAUAAAUGACUUUUACAAAAUAACUGUAAAUGAUACUUACCCAUGAAAAGCCAUUUCAGUCACAUUCAUUGUAAGA
Messenger RNA from Sorex fumeus (smoky shrew), 1145 nucleotides. RefSeq names its product tRNA-yW synthesizing protein 3 homolog (gene TYW3). Gene Ontology annotation, molecular function: tRNA methyltransferase activity. Gene Ontology annotation, cellular component: cytoplasm. Gene Ontology annotation, biological process: tRNA methylation. Lineage: Eukaryota; Metazoa; Chordata; Mammalia; Eulipotyphla; Soricidae. Bases 136 to 918 code for a protein of 260 amino acids. The transcript has 6 exons. The record is from RefSeq and is a predicted model, not a curated record.